AUGUCAGAUUUGACAAAGGAAAAAAUUCUAAAGGCGGACGAACGCCAAUGGACAUCAAGUUCCCGAAUAGAAGCUGAAGGAUUGGAAUGGUUAUAUACGGAUCCGAAUGCGGUAAACAAAAAGGAAAAGGAUCUAGAAGCAUAUCUACUGGGUCGAAGCAUCCCUGGCGCCAAGGGUGAAUUGCAAAAAACAUCGGAAUUGGUAACUUCUGCUCCUGGAUCUCUUUUAAAUGAUACAUCUUCAAACAAAACGUAUGAUGAAACGAUCAAUAAAUUCAGAGAAGAUCCUCUCUUUAUCAUAAAGAAGAUUGAAAUGCGUCAGAAACAGGUCAUGGACAAAUACGCUUCACUAGCAAACAAUUAUAAUAAGAAGCGCCAAGAUGAUAAAGAUGUAAAAUACAAAGAAACAAGUAGAGAAUCUGACUCUCCGUAUGACGAAAGGCAUAGAGAUAAAUAUUCAAGAAAUGAUAGACAUGAUUCUAGAGAUAAACAUUUAGGCCGUGAAAGAAAGCACAGGUAUCAUCAUAGAGAUAAAUAUGAGGAUAGUGACUCAUACGAGCAAAGAAGCAGAUAUGUAUCGUCACGCAAUCGCAGAUCUGUAGACAGGCACAGAUCAAUAAGUAAAGGAAGGUAUCACAAACGAAGGAAUCGAUCUCAUAGUUCAUCUAUAUCCCGUGAUAAUAUGCCGAAUAACCGUAUUUGUAAAGAAAAAAGCUACGAAACGAAAAAAUAUCGAUCUAGAAGUAGAUCUAUGGAUAAGAAUACAGACGUACAAAAAAGUCAAAGAGGACCUAACAGACCAAAAAGAGAAGAUCCGCUAAAAUACGCUUUUGGUGUAACAGACGAUAUCCUUCCACCAAAAGAGAUAAUUGAAACUGGUAUAGAGAGAGAGAACGAGAUGAAAAGGAGACAAGAAAUUAAAUCAAAGCUAGCUAAGCAAGAAAGAGAUGAAGCAGCUAAAUUAGAAGAAAUGAAAGCAGAAGGAACUGAACGCAUUAAAGAGAAACUACAAAAUAUCGCAAAAAUGGAAUUGAUUGAACGUGCCAUAGAAAAACGUGAAAGUGAAUUGAAAUCUAGUUAUAUUGCCAAGGUCCAGAAGCAGGCUUAUGAUUCAUUUGACAUGGCUGAAAGAAUAAGAAGAAAAGCAUCUAAGCAGAUUGACCCCUUUAACGAUGCGAUUUGA
Messenger RNA from Theileria equi strain WA, 1182 nucleotides. RefSeq lists its product as hypothetical. Lineage: Eukaryota; Apicomplexa; Aconoidasida; Piroplasmida; Theileriidae. The transcript has 2 exons. Gene Ontology annotation, biological process: mRNA splicing, via spliceosome. The coding region runs from base 1 to 1182 and encodes 393 amino acids. The record is from RefSeq and is a predicted model, not a curated record. Gene Ontology annotation, cellular component: U2-type spliceosomal complex.